CGGCGUCACGUGCGGGCGGGUCACGUGCGGGCGCUCCCUGAGGCGGGCGCGAUGGCGGAGGAGCAGCGGGCGCUGCUGGGCGCCGAUGGCGGCGAUGGCGGCGGCUCCCCGGGCCCUCCCCGCGCCCUGCCCGCCGCCUGCGACCCCCGCCGCCUGCCGCACCGCCUGCUCGUCCUGGCCCUCAUGUGCUUCCUGGGGUUCGGCAGCUACUUCUGCUACGACAACCCGGCCGCUCUGCAGACGCAGGUUCAGCGGGACAUGAAGGUGAACACGGCCCAGUUCAUGGCCCUCUACGCCUGGUACUCGUGGCCCAACGUGGUGCUGUGCUUCUUCGGGGGCUUCCUCAUAGACAGGGUGUUUGGCAUCCGGUUGGGCACUGUAAUAUUCAGCAGCUUUGUGUGUGUUGGGCAGGUGGUUUUUGCUCUGGGAGCACUGUUCAACACCUUCUGGCUGAUGGAAGUGGGCAGAUUCAUAUUUGGGAUUGGUGGGGAGUCCCUGGCAGUGGCCCAGAACACCUAUGCAGUGAGCUGGUUCAAGGGCAAGGAGCUCAACCUGGUGUUUGGACUGCAGCUCAGCAUGGCCAGGAUUGGGAGCACGGUGAACAUGAAUAUUAUGGGCUGGAUCUACUCCAGAGUUCAGGAUCUCCUGGGCCACGCUGGUCCCAGCACCCUCGGCCUGGCUCUGCUCAUAGGUGGGGUCACCUGUCUCUUCUCACUGAGCUGUGCUUUAAUCCUGGCUUACCUGGACAGGAGAGCAGAGAGGCUGCUCUGCAAAGAGCAGGGGAGAACAGGGGAAGUGAUCAAGCUGACAGAUGUGAAGGAUUUCUCCCUGUCCUUGUGGCUCAUCUUUGUCAUCUGUGUCUGUUACUACGCUGCAGUGUUCCCUUUCAUCGGCCUUGGCAAGGUUUUCUUUAUUGAAAAAUUCCGUUUUUCCCCUCAAGAAGCCAGUGCAAUUAACAGCAUCGUGUACAUCAUCUCAGCCCCCAUGUCCCCUGUGUUUGGCCUGCUGGUGGACAAAGUUGGCAAGAACAUCAUCUGGGUGCUGUGUGCUGUGCUCACCACGCUGGCCUCACACAUCCUGCUGGCCUUCACCUUCUGGAACCCCUGGAUAGCCAUGUGCCUGCUGGGCGUGUCCUAUUCCCUGCUGGCCUGUGCCCUGUGGCCCAUGGUGGCCUUCGUGGUCCCCGAGCACCAGCUGGGAACUGCCUAUGGCUUCAUGCAGUCCAUCCAGAACCUGGGCCUGGCAGUGAUUGCCAUAGCAGCUGGCAUGAUCCUGGACACCAGGGGAUACCUGUUCCUGGAGGUCUUCUUCAGUGCCUGUGUUUGCUUGUCACUGAUAGCUGUGGUCAUGCUGUACUUCGUGAAUCACCUCACAGGUGGUGAUCUCAACUGGUCUGCAAAGAAAAGGGCAAAACUGCAGAAAGCAGCUGCUUCUGAAGCAGAAGAGCAGGAGAGGCUCAGAAGGCAGAAUGAAGAUGAUUUGGCAAAAUUGCUGCCAAAAGCUGAUGCCUUUAGUUUAAGGAAUAAAUACCUGUCCAAGCUUGGAGCUCAGCUCCCAGCUCAUUACUGCUCCUGUUUCUCAACCCUGGCCCACAGAAGUGUGCUGAAAUAGCAGCUUGGCCCUGUGGAAAAGCAGGAAUACACUGAAUUUCCUGGGACACAGAGCCCAGCACCAGCAGAUGCUCCGUGCUUUGCUGCCAGCCUAGAUGCUAGAUUUAAAAUAGUGCCUAAAACUGCUCCUUGCUGGGCAGGGCAGAGGUGCUGGUGGGAACUGUGGCUCUGCUGGAACCUGGAGCAGCUGCUGCAGCCUCCUGCCAAUGCUCGUGAGUAGGAUCUGAUCCCUGGCUGGCAAAUGGGAAAACUCAAUCACUGAAUUGCUGGGGUGAGCCUGGAUGGAGGUGGGGACUUCCAGCCUCUCCCCUUGGACACCUUCAUUGCUCUGGUUUGUUCUUCUGAGAGAAGGAGGUGAGGAAAAGCUCCCAAGUGAGUAUUUCAGAGGAAUCUCCAAUUCCAGAAGGACAGAAAGUGCUCACCUUGGAAUUUAUCCCAGGUCUGGAACAGCAAUAACCUCUCCAAGCCUGAAUAAUGUGAAAACUGAUUUAUUUUUAAGAGUUAGUGACUAAAAACUAUAAAAAGAGUUAAAGCAAGAACUGACUUUUGCUUCCAGAGGGAAAAGCCUCCAAUUCCAUGGUGGAACUCAUCACUUUCCCAGCGUUGCAGUGGGAGGCUCCUUGCUGAACAGGGAGUUCCCAGAGCUCCUGCAGAGUGCACUUUGCUUUGGUUUAAUUACUCCUCCAGGUAAUUAGAUGAAUUAUCCCUGAAGUGAGCAGAUCUUGCUUCACAGGGCAGGAGCAGGAGGUUUGUGGAGCCCCGGGAAUGGGGAAUGUUCCUGGGAUGGCUCCAGGGAGUCUCAGGAGCCUUUGCCUUGUGUGUGGCUGCAGAGAGAGCAGUCUGUAGGAUAAAAAUGCUGCAUUUGAUGUAGGAUAUUCUUAAUUUAAUAUUUUUAAUUUAAGCAGAACUCACAGUCUUAAAGUUGGUUUGAAAAGAGGCUUUGCAGUGGAGAUUUCUUUGAUGAACCUGGACAAGUCUCAUUUUCCUGAAGGACCUUUUGGGUGCAAGUUCUGGAUUCUGAAGGACAAUGUGGGAGAGCAGAGCAGCAGCUUGGGAGCUCCUGCCCCUGAGCUCUGCUGGCUUUUACUGCUUUUGGUGGCUCCUCAGAACCAGCCCUGAGGGCUGGGCUUGGCUGGGGGUUUCCUUGUAGACCUGUGAGUUUUGGGUGGUUUUAAAUAAAACCUUCCACUGGACACUGGCUUGUUGAGGGUUCUCUUGUUGUCUUUGGGGUUUGUUGGGACAUUUUUUCCCUGGGAGGGGUGGAGAGUUUGGGGGAAUUUCUCUUUGAGGGUCCAAAGGCAAAGCUUCCCCCACUGCAGGGCUGUUGAUUUUUUGCGUGGGGAGGGAGAGAAUUAAACUGAAUUUUGCUCUUCUGCUUCUCUUGAGCUCUGCCACGUUCUGGUGGGAGGGAGGAGCUGCUCAGCUCUUCCCUCCAGGCCGGCAUUUCUCCUGUUUCAGUUUCACUUGCUGAAUGCCUGAACCCCCCAGGAUCCUGCCCAGCCCUGGGGGACAAAUUCCCUGUGAGCUGCACCCUCGGCUGGGUGUGGAGAGGGCUUUGACCCUCACUGGGCAGCGAUGGGCACAUUUAUUGAAAAUAUCUCAAAAUGGGGGAUUUUUGGGGCCAGUUUUCAGAAUCUGCUUGGUGCCAGAGGAGCCCUCUGGAAGGAGGGGCAGGGGAUGGAACGGGCACAGCUGGGAAGGCAGAUUUAUCCCAGGAAUUCUCUUUUCCAGCCAUCUCUCACUAGAGGUCAGCACCGCCCGCUGCUGCCUCGGGGUGUUGGGAAAUCGGGAAAUUGGGAUAGAAACCUUCAUGGCUGCGGCUGCGGGUUUGUUUUGGUGCCUGGUUGGCACGGGGUGCCCAUCCCUGGCAGUGCCCAGGGCCAGGCUGGACAGGGCUUGGGCUCCCCGGAGUGCUGGAACGAGUCCUCCCAGCCCAAAACAAUCGGGGAUUCCACGGAAUAGAGUCCAGUCUUUGGGAGAAGCACCUCAGUCCCUCACUUCUGCACUGAAUUUAUCUCCAAGACUCCAGGACUUGGUCAAAACCCCGGCUUUAUUCCCAGGAUGUCUGCAGGUUAACUUAGAACAGCAAGGCUGGAACUGAGCUCUACAAGGAUUUUUAUUGUAUUUUCACUUCCAUGUCAGGUGGGUUUGAAGAUCAGCUUCUCCUGCUCCUUUCAAGCCCCAGUUUGGAAAAUAUCGCUGUUGAAACGUGGAGAUUUUCACCAAACUUUUUUUUUUUUAAAACAAAAAUAUAGCAGUGACAUUAAUGUACAAUUAAUGUACAAUUCCAACAGCAGUGCUUGAUCCUUCCAGGUUUUAAAGAAGAAGCAAAACCAGAAGGGAAAUGUUCUCCCAGGGAGCAGCUUUAAGGUUCAAGUGCUCCUUUUGUUUGCAGCUGCAUCCUUAAUGUUCACAGGUCCCAUUAAUAUUCAUAAUAUUAGUAACAUUAAUACAAUUAGUAAUUAAAGUAUACAGUGUAAUUUUAUAAAUUUAAUUAACAUAUUUAAUGCAAUUAAAAUGCUGAUAUUAAUAAAAUUAAUCUGAUUUAUGAUUUGUUUCCAGGCUCGAGUGCAGCCCACCCCGAGUUCUCUGUUUGGAGUUCCAUCUCCGUGCCAGAAAGAAAGAAAAGUUUUGUUGUUGAAAUAAAGUAUUUGUUGUUGAAACCAAGUUUUAUUGUAGAAAUAAAAUUUCCUGUGUUGGAACACA
Passer domesticus (house sparrow) is the source of this 4316-nucleotide messenger RNA. It is a transcript of the gene MFSD1, whose product is annotated as major facilitator superfamily domain containing 1. The transcript has 19 exons. Gene Ontology annotation, molecular function: transmembrane transporter activity. Gene Ontology annotation, biological process: transmembrane transport. Bases 52 to 1611 code for a protein of 519 amino acids. The record is from RefSeq and is a predicted model, not a curated record. Lineage: Eukaryota; Metazoa; Chordata; Aves; Passeriformes; Passeridae. Gene Ontology annotation, cellular component: lysosome.